Molecule: messenger RNA, 4105 nt
Organism: Trichosurus vulpecula (common brushtail)
Lineage: Eukaryota; Metazoa; Chordata; Mammalia; Diprotodontia; Phalangeridae
Gene: RHBDF2
Product: rhomboid 5 homolog 2
Exons: 19
Coding region: 419-2902 (827 amino acids)
Biological process (GO): regulation of protein secretion; regulation of epidermal growth factor receptor signaling pathway
Cellular component (GO): endoplasmic reticulum membrane
Molecular function (GO): serine-type endopeptidase activity
Source: RefSeq, a predicted model, not a curated record
CUAGUAGAAGACUAGCUACAGCACAGCGUCCUAGCCCUCCGAGACCCUGCUACCUUCUCCACUCCUACGGGUCCGGAAGCUGUGUCCCUCCGCCGCCUGCGUGGGGUGCCAAGGUUGAAGCAGAGCGGCGUGUAACUUCAGUCUCCCAGCGGACCGAGAGAGUUCGGUGCCCGAGCUGUGCUUCAGGUCCCACCUCAGGGCCUUGUGGAGCGCUAAUGAAGUAUACCAGGCAGUCGCCAGAGCUGGCAGGGUCUCAUCUUGGUGCCAUCCAUGCUGAGUGAGGAGAGUUACAGGAUGUUCCAAAGCCAACUUCAUCCAGUUUGAGGAGAACACCUGCUUCUCAAGAAACUGCUUGUUGGACAGGAACCCAUUUUGAUGAGAGCCCACUGGAGUCUAUGAAUCCUCUCUCUGCCCUGCAAUGGCUUCUAAUGACCAAAAUGGUGGAAGCGUCUCCUCUUCCAGUAGUCGUUUACAGAGCCGAAAGCCGCCCAACCUCUCCAUCACUAUCCCGCCCCCAGAGGUCUCAACCACAGGCGAACAGGACAGUAUGCUACAGCCUGAGAGGCCUAGGAAUCCAACCUAUAUGAAGAGCGUGAGUAUGCAGGAGCCUCGAGGGCGAUGGCAUGAAAACAGCUCAGAUCGGCGUCCUGGCUUUCGCCGCCAGGCCUCCCUGUCCCAAAGCAUCCGAAGGGGCACCGCACAGUGGUUUGGUGUCAGUGAGGACUGGGAUGGAAAGCGGCAGAACUGGCAUCGCAAGAGUCUCCACCACUGCAGUGUGCGCUAUGGGAAACUGAAGGCAUCCUGCCAGAGAGACCUGGAGCUCCCCAGCCAGGAGGUGCCUUCUUUCCAGGGUAUUGAGUCCCCCAAAGCCUGCAAGCUGCCCAAGAUUGUGGAUCCACUUGCCCGGGGCCGGGCAUUCCGACACCCAGAUGAGGUGGACAGGCACCAUGCACCACUGACCCCAGGCGUGUUGUCCCUCAGCUCUUUCACCAGUGUCCGAUCAGGCUACUCACACCUCCCCCGUCGAAAGAGGAUGUCUGUGGCCCAAAUGAGCUUUCACGCUGCAGCUGCUAUCCUCAAGGGUCGAUCUGUGCUGGAGCCCACAGGCCAGAAGCGCCGGGUGAUCAAACGAAGCUUUGCCUGUACCAGUUUCCAUGAGGAGGAUGUGGUGGAUGGAGUGGACACAUUUGACUCCUCAUUUUUUAGUAAGAUCGACAUGCAGGAGAUGUACUCUAUGCCUGAUGAUGUCUUUGAGUCCCCCCCACUCUCUGCAAGCUACUUCCGAGGAAUCCCACGUUCUGCUUCCCCCCAGUCCCCUGAGGGCCUACACAUUCCCCUGAAGGAAUAUACCCAGGUCCCAGCUCCCACCACCAAGCGGGGCCAACGCAUUGCCUCCAAGGUUAAACACUUUGCCUUUGACCGGAAAAAGCGACACUACGGGCUGGGUGUAGUAGGGAGCUGGCUGAACCGGAGCUACCGACGUAGCAUCAGCAGUACCGUCCAGCACCAGCUAGAGAACUUUAGCAGCCACCGGCCAUACUUUACUUACUGGCUAACCGUUGUACACAUCCUGAUCACGCUCCUGGUGAUUGGCACCUAUGGCAUCGCCCCUAUUGGAUUUGCUCAGCACAUCACCACCCAGUUGGUGCUAAGGAAUAAAGGCGUAUAUGAGAGCGUAAAGUACAUCCAACAAGAGAACUUCUGGAUUGGCCCAAGCUCGAUUGAUUUGAUCCAUUUGGGAGCCAAGUUCUCCCCGUGUAUCCGGAAGGAUCGGCAGGUUGAGCGGUUAAUCCAGCGUGAAAGAGACCAGGAACGUGACUCGGGCUGUUGUGUCCAGAAUGACAACUCAGGCUGCAUCCAGACUCAGCGGGCAGACUGCUCAGAGACUUUGGCUACUUUCACUAAAUGGCAGGAUGACACUGGUCCCCCCAUGGACAAAUCUGACCCAAGCUUGAGGCGGACAUCGGGGGCUGUUUGCCACCAGGACCCCAGGACAUGUGAAGAGCCAGCUUCUAGUGGUGCCCAUAUUUGGCCAGAUGAUAUCACCAAGUGGCCAAUCUGCACAGACCAGGCCAAGAAUAACCACACUGGCUUCCCUCACAUGGACUGCCAGAUCAAGGGGCGCCCAUGUUGCAUUGGCACUAAGGGCAGCUGUGAGAUCACAACCCGGGAAUACUGUGAGUUCAUGCAUGGCUAUUUCCACGAAGAAGCAACACUCUGUUCUCAGGUACACUGCUUGGACAAAGUAUGUGGGCUUCUGCCAUUCCUGAACCCUGAGGUCCCUGAUCAGUUCUACAGACUUUGGUUGUCUCUGUUCCUCCAUGCUGGGUUGGGGCACUGCCUUGUGUCUGUGCUUUUCCAAAUGACCAUCCUGCGGGACCUGGAAAAAUUGGCAGGCUGGCUCCGAAUCGCCAUCAUCUUUAUCCUCAGUGGCAUCACAGGCAACCUAGCCAGUGCCAUCUUCCUCCCAUAUAGAGCAGAGGUGGGCCCUGCAGGCUCCCAGUUUGGCGUCCUCGCCUGCCUCUUUGUGGAGCUCAUCCAGAGUUGGCAGCUCCUGGAAAAUCCCUGGAAGGCAUUCCUGAACCUGUCGGGCAUUGUAUUAUUCCUCUUCAUCUGUGGGCUCCUGCCUUGGAUCGACAACAUCGCCCACAUCUUCGGUUUCCUUAGUGGCCUGCUGCUCUCCUUUGCUUUCCUGCCCUACAUCACCUUUGGCACAGGGGACAAGUACCGUAAGCGAGCCAUGAUCCUGGUGUCCCUGGUCAUCUUUGCGGGCCUUUUUGCCUCCCUCGUCAUCUGGCUGUAUGUCUACCCCAUCAACUGGCCCUGGAUUGAAUACCUCACCUGCUUCCCCUUCACCAGCCGAUUCUGUGAGAAAUAUGAGCUGGACCAGGUGCUACACUGAUGCCCGUCCCCAACCCUGGGCCACUAAAGGGUGGGAAGCCAGGAGAUGCCCCCUUUUGGGUAUCUGGUGCUACCAGAGUUUUGGAGAACAUGGCUUUUCCAUGGACGUGGAGAAUGCAGAGCUCUGUGGAACUUUCCUUUCCCUCUACUGGGAGGCUACGUGAAUGUGGUGGUUAAAACCUCCUGGAGUCAGAGGACACUCACUCACCGGCAACUCAUAGAAGGGAUUGGAGGCAGCCUCCACUUGGUGUGGAUAGGUCAGGCAAGAGGAGGCUCCUUAGGUUCCUAGCAGCAUUUUGGAAAAUGCAGGUCCCACUCUCUCUUAUACCCUCAUGUUCUAGACUGAGGCCUCUUAGAGGAGGCCCAGGCAGCCUACUUCAAGGGAGCUCAGUUCACACAGGUUCAGGUACCCUGGCCUCCCCAACACAUUAGGAGGCCAGGAAAUCUUUCUCCCCACCUCACACCCAGGGAACUACUUUUUAAAAGACCAUCCAGAUGGCUUUCCUUUCUUCCCAGGUCUCUGAUUAUGCUUAGCCAUAGUCUGUCCUGGGGUCUUCUCUCCCUUUACUACCUUUAAUCUAUUCCCAGCCUGUGUAGGCCUUUUCUGUGCAAGGUUUCUGCUCCUCCCGAAGCUGCCUUAGACCAUGGAAAGGUCAGAAGAGCCAGAUUCCCUUCCUGAACCUCCCCAUCCCCCCAGACUCCCAUAGAAAAUUUUUAGUGGUAGAUGGGGUUGUCACUCCUUCCCCAUCUCCACUGCCUUACUGCCUACCCCCAAGGAAUCUGAUGACUUGUCUUGGGGUUGUUAGCCUUUCUUAGAUGGAUUCCAGACUAAGAAGUUUGGACACCCUUACGAGAGGGAAAAAGGGAGGGACAGGGACAGGAGGAGACACUAAGAAGGGAAAAAUACUGCUUAGCUGGAAAUGGGCUGGGAUUGUUGAGUUGGAGGCCCCCUCUGAUUCUGUCCUUCAUCUCCUUUUCCCCAUUCUCCCCCUUCAACUGACUGAGAUUCUUCAGCAACACUCCCUAGCCCCAGUAGCUUUCUACCUCGCAACACACCCAGUGAUGAGGACAGAACGUGGCUAGCUUUGGGGAGCUGACUCAGAUUUGGAGAGUUCCUUUUUUUUUUUACUGGUUCAUUUUGGAAUUAUUAUUUUUAAAACUUACAUCAGUUUAGUGAUCACUGUUAUGGACAGUAUCACUAGUU